UGUUGAUACCAAUACGUGGUUGUACUUAGCCAACAGCUAUUUAAUAAUUGCAAAUACUUUGCUGUCGUUUUUCUUCUUUAAUAUACAGCUUAAGCGAAUCACGCUAUGGAAAUUACCAGAGGUAGUUUAGAUGAUAUUUCCCGACCUGCAUCGAGUGAGCAAACAGGUAGCCGUGUGUCGAGCGUGUCAUUGCCUCAUGGUGACAGAUUUAUUCCUACAACUCCAUUUGCCCUUGUUGUUUUGACCAACGAUGCUGCUGAUGUGCAGCUCCAGAGCAGCUCUGAAGAAACUAUAAUCAACUCCUCAGCCAGAGGUCCUGACAAAGGUCAGUGUCAGGUUGAAGUUGCUGAUGAAGAGAAGGAAUAUUUAAAACUACAGAAAGCCAUUGAGGAAAUGAGACGGCUUGAUGAAAUACUGUCUGCAAAGAUCUGCAAAGAAAAAGAAGUCAAGCGUCAAAGGAAAGAACUACAAGCAAAACUCUGGCAAGAGUUCCUGGUAGACAUAGACAGUCAGAAUAAGCCUGAAGGUCACUGUGAAUGUGCCCAUGAAGCUUUGAACACAAGGUUGUUUUUGGCCCUGGAAGCACCCACUGGAACAGAAGAAGAGCAAGAGUUUGUGCCUGUGUUUGAAACUCAGGUUCCUGAUUGUGAGCACGACAGAGAUAGCCAAUACUUGGAGCAAAGUGAAAAGAGGCCAGACAGCUCAACAGAAUCAUUUGAAGUAGGCCAUGAGGAGAACAGGGAAGAGCACUUUGAAGGCAGCCACUGUGGAGUUUCCAGAAGCAAGACAAAACAGAAGGACUUUGUCAAGAGAAAUAUUGAGCUAGUAAGCGGUGAGGGGGACCAAGUGCUUUUGACCCAGGCAGAGAAAGAGCGUCUGGCCGAGCUCCUCCGAGAGAUAGACGAAGAGGGAGAGGACAGUACCAGAGGUGCAGACAGCGAGGAGGACGUGUGGGCUACGACAGACCAGGGUUACACCCCGGAGCCCUCUGACCUGGAGCAGCUGAUUUACAUUGACUCCAAAAUUCGCUUUCUCCUUCCUGAUGAAGAAUUCCUCUCAGUGCAAAGCUCAUAUACAAACCUUAGCAGGUCCCAGGGCCAUGGCUCAGAGGUUGGCUGGAAGUGCGAUGGGGACCCGCAGCCAGGAGAGAAGGUCCUGCAGGAUAUAAAGGAGAGGAGAGGGCAGGAGAGGCGGCUCCAAGUGAUCCAACAGCAGCUGGAGAUCCUGGGCCAGGGCCAAGAAAUGACUAAUGAGUCACCAGACCUUACUGAGGAGCAGUUACUUGGUCUGCUGGAUGAAUGUGAGCUGACAGAGAGCUGGAUCCAGGAUCUUGAAACGAAUGACACCACGAGACCCUAAAAAAGACUCGGAUGGGCCUAAUCCAUCUGACGCCCUGCUGUCAGAACGGCUAUCAAAAGAUGCAUUAUUGCUUGGAUGUCACUAUCAGACUAUUUGGGAGUUGUAAGAGAAAAACGAAUGAUUCUAAACUUAUUUAAUUGACAUAACUAACCUGUCUUAUAUAUAGUAACAUAAACUGAUUUUGAACAUGUUUCACAGUGUGUCUGUAAAGGAAAACCUAACUUUUGGUUAAUUGGUAAACUGAGAAUGAGAACUGUUAUUUUUGUCCUAAUUGGUCUCCAUGUUUUCAACAUGUGGCUGGAUUAUGUCCCAUUUUUUAAAUUUGUGUUUAUGGCUCUGCAUGAGGAAACAGAGCAGCAGGGCCACCCUUUGUAUUAACCUAAGUAUCAUAGAUGAGAACAGAAAAUUGGUGUCAUUAAAUCUAAUAACUGGGUACGGUGGCCGCAGAAUGUUCUAUUGCGCACAUAAACACUCAGCUGAUAGCACCGUGUCUGUGGGGUCAAGUCUGAACACUAUAUUGUAUGAACUUUAAGCCUUCUACCAUGAAAUGUCUCUGUUAAUAUUAGUAAAUGUGUGGUCAAGCAUC
Molecule: messenger RNA, 1945 nt
Organism: Micropterus salmoides (largemouth bass)
Lineage: Eukaryota; Metazoa; Chordata; Actinopteri; Centrarchiformes; Centrarchidae
Gene: fsip1
Product: fibrous sheath interacting protein 1
Exons: 10
Coding region: 106-1359 (417 amino acids)
Source: RefSeq, a predicted model, not a curated record